AACGCGCCUCGCGUGGCAGUGAUGUAUCCAUGAAGUCGUUACUACAAAGAUGGCGGAUUUCCUGCCCUCCCGGACAGCUUUAGUUUGUAUUCCCAAUUGUCUUCUCUCUAGUAGCGAAGCUGACCAAAUCAGAAAGUCUAAGGAGAUCGAUAAAAGCCUGAAUCGAGAGAAGACUUAUGUGAAGAAGCUGGUGAAGAUCUUGCUGCUAGGAGCAGGCGAAAGUGGCAAGUCAACUUUCCUCAAACAAAUGCGCAUAAUUCAUGGGCAGGACUUCGAUCAGCGGGCCAAAGAAGAGUUCCGGGCUACAAUCUACAGCAAUGUUAUCAAAGGUGUCCGAGUGCUGGUGGAUGCCCGUGAGAAGCUGCACAUCCCUUGGGGAGAUCCUGAGAAUCAGGUUCAUGGGGAGACAGUGAUGGCCUUUGACACCCGCUCAUCCAUGAUGGCCAAAGUGAUGGUGGAGACCAAAGUCUUUCUCAACUACCUGCCCUCCAUCCGUGCUCUGUGGCAAGACAGUGGUAUUCAGAAUGCCUACGACAGACGGAGAGAGUUUCAGCUGGGUGAAUCUGUGAAGUAUUUCCUGGACAAUGUGGAUAAACUCGGACAAUUGGACUACUUGCCCAGUCAAAAGGAUAUACUACUGGCACGAAAGCCCACCAAGGGUAUCCAUGAGUAUGACUUUGAGAUCAAGAAUGUUCCUUUCAAGAUGGUGGAUGUGGGAGGGCAGCGGUCAGAGCGCAAGCGGUGGUUCGAGUGCUUCGACUCUGUGACCUCCAUCCUCUUCCUAGUCUCAUCCAGUGAAUACGAUCAGGUGCUCAUGGAAGACCGUCAGACCAACAGGCUCACAGAGUCACUCAGUAUCUUCGAGACUAUCGUCAACAACCGCGUCUUCGCCAAUGUCUCCAUCAUUCUCUUCCUCAAUAAGACAGACUUGCUUGAAGAAAAAGUUACGAAUGUAAACAUCAAGGACUACUUCCCCGAGUUCACAGGGGAACCCCAUAAUCUGCUAGACGUGCAGAAGUUCCUGGUCGAUUGCUUUCAUAACAAGCGUCGUGAACCGCAGCAGAAGCCCCUUUACCAUCACUUCACCACUGCCAUUAACACAGAGAACAUUCGACUCGUCUUUCGUGAUGUCAAAGACACCAUCUUGCACGACAACCUUAAACAGCUUAUGUUACAAUGAAAGGCACCGAUUGGCCUUUAAGAACAUUCCAUUUUAAUUAGGUUUUUACUUUAUUUAAUACAAAGUACAAGUGGUUCAAUACAUAUUGUGGUUGAAGAAGAAUAGAUAGGAUAAUUAUGAAACUUUAAUUUUCUUUUGCAUAUUAUAACAGUCAUAUAUAUAUACAGAUUUGAUAUAAAAGCAACCUCUUUAAGCUGCUUAUAGCCGUAUCAAAUAUGCUAAGUAAUGGUCCUCAGUUAUUCACCAAAGUGCUGUAAUUCUGAUCGUUUACUGUAUACUUCUGAGCCCAUAUUUUUGAUUAAUGGAACUGUUAACACUCCUGUAACCCAUGGGCUUAACACCUGGUUUUGAAAAAGUUUUUAAAGAAAGUGUGAGAACUCAGGGCUUUAAAUCUUUAAUUCAAAUAGCUCUUCUGAUCUUGUCAGCAGUUGUUUAUGGGCUUGAUGAGUCUAACUUACUCGGAUCAUGACAUUAAAUUAGUACAAUUAAGGUACUUUUGUAUUGAAGUACUUAAUAAUUAUUAUUUUUUUUUUAUGUAAAGGGAAAGUGUCUGUUUGUCAUUCAAGCCUGUACAGAAUGCAUCUCUGUACAUACAAUUUAUUUUGCUCUGACAUCCCCCCCCCCCCCCAAGCUGUAUAUUUUAUACACUAACGUAAUACCAUACAUUUAUUGUAUGUAUUCUAGAAGCCUUGAAAUUCAAUAGGUUUGUUUUGUUGUUGUUGAUUAAUUCACUUUAAAAACAGAAGGUGGCCUUAUGUUCUUUGCUCCUGUGUAGGUUAAAGUGGACAGCUUUAGCUCAGGGUUUUAUAAAAUGACUGUUAAAUCAGUCCUUUUUCUUUUUUUAAACAGGCCAAGCAAAGUCACCUUUGCCUUAAAUGUCUGUAGAUCAAUCAAAACUGGUUUGAUGCAAGACAAAUUGAAAUGUGUUGAUAGAGAGACUAAGUCUUAAUGUAAUCUUAAUGAAAACAAGCACUGUAAUCUGACUGUUGGUAGUAAAUUGAUAUUAACUGAUUGACUGAAUUAAGGUGUUUAUAGAAUCUGUAAAAUAAUUUGUUAAUGCAAUGCUGGCUAUCUUUGUCAUGGCCUCAAUCACUUGCUUUUUGUAGUGUUUUUUCUUUGGAUCACAUUUGUGUAAUUGUUUAUUAAAUCUGGUUAUUUUGUCAAAAAGGUUGUGUAUUUAUUUUUACUGCUUUCUUAUUUCAGUAAAGAAAAAUGAGGCUAUAAUGACUGAGCGUCCCACUAAAACAAUCUACCACUUUUGAAUACAUAUAGAUACAGAUGUAUUUAAGAUGACUUUUUAGGUAUAGUCUGUAACACAUUUAUGUGCUAUUUUGUUAUUGCAUUAUGUAUGAAAUAUUGCAAAUUAUAAACUAAAUUAAUUACUCA
Molecule: messenger RNA, 2566 nt
Organism: Cyprinus carpio (common carp)
Lineage: Eukaryota; Metazoa; Chordata; Actinopteri; Cypriniformes; Cyprinidae
Product: guanine nucleotide-binding protein subunit alpha-13-like
Biological process (GO): Rho protein signal transduction; adenylate cyclase-activating G protein-coupled receptor signaling pathway
Cellular component (GO): heterotrimeric G-protein complex; brush border membrane
Molecular function (GO): GTPase activity; D5 dopamine receptor binding; G-protein beta/gamma-subunit complex binding
Source: RefSeq, a predicted model, not a curated record